This is a messenger RNA of Thyridium curvatum, 513 nucleotides long. RefSeq lists its product as uncharacterized. The record is from RefSeq and is a predicted model, not a curated record. NCBI's taxonomy places the organism in Eukaryota, Fungi, Ascomycota, Sordariomycetes, Thyridiales, Thyridiaceae. The transcript has a single exon. Bases 1 to 513 code for a protein of 170 amino acids.
AUGAAGUUCGCCACGGCCCUCCUCGCGCUCGCCAGCUCGGCGCUGGCCGCGCCGCCGACGCCCCUCGCCGGCCGCGAGGACAAGGAGUGCAUGACGCGCGCCGAGGCGGCCGACAUGGUCGAGAUCUACCGCAAGCUCAUCGCCGAGUACAAGGCCGAGGACUGCGAGAAGUACUGCGCGGCCGACUUUGUCGACAACUCGGACAGCAUCAACUCGUUCCUCGACCAGCCGCUGGGGGGCCCGACGUUCGCGACCAAGGAGAUCUUCAUGGAGGCGCAGCUGAGCAACCCACCCUUCCCCGUCGUCGUCGACUCCAUCGCCGCCGUCGACUGCGACGUCGUCGCCCUGCGCUGGCACGCCACCUUUGGCGAGGCCAUGAAGCCGAGCAAGGGCAUCACCAUCCUCACCAACACCAAGGAGGCCGGCUACUGGCAGAUCAAGGUCAUCGACGUCGAGUUCAACUCGCUGACCUGGCUGCUCGACAUGGGCGGCAACUACACCUGGGACGGGUGA